Engraulis encrasicolus (European anchovy) is the source of this 2022-nucleotide messenger RNA. RefSeq names its product rho GTPase-activating protein 22 (gene arhgap22b). NCBI's taxonomy places the organism in Eukaryota, Metazoa, Chordata, Actinopteri, Clupeiformes, Engraulidae. The transcript has 11 exons. Gene Ontology annotation, molecular function: GTPase activator activity. Gene Ontology annotation, cellular component: focal adhesion. The coding region runs from base 1 to 2022 and encodes 673 amino acids. Gene Ontology annotation, biological process: signal transduction; activation of GTPase activity. The record is from RefSeq and is a predicted model, not a curated record.
AUGGUGAGCAAGGCUACAAAAAAUGUCAAAAAGGGCUGUAUCGUUCUGAAGGGAGCGCAGGUCAAUGAGUUGACUUCGAACUCUGAUGACUCCAACAGACACCUGUUUGAAAUCAUCCCUGGUGUGUCGGGUGAGAGGGAUCGCUCCAUUGGUCAUGAGGCGUUCCUCCUGAUGGCGAACACCCAGAGCGAUAUGGACGACUGGGUCCGGGCCAUACGCAGAGUGAUAUGGGCACCGUUUGGAGGGGGUAUCUUCGGUCAGCACCUGGAGGACACGGUGGCGUAUGAGCGUAAACUGGGUGUGUGUGUGCGUCUGGCGCCCCUGCUGGUGGAACAGUGCGUCUGCUUCAUCAGGCAGCGAGGGCUACAGGAGGAGGGGCUAUUCAGGAUGCCAGGACAGGCUAACCUUGUGAAGCAGCUACAGGACGCAUUCGACCACGGAGACAAACCUCAGUUCGACAGUUCCACAGAUGUCCACACGGUGGCCUCGCUGCUCAAGCUGUAUCUCCGGGAGCUGCCAGAGCCUGUGGUGCCCUUCAACAAGUACGAGGAGUUUAUCUCCUGCGCAAAACUACUGAACAAGGACCAGGAACAGGGUAUCAAGGAGUUGGUGAAACUGGUGAAGACUCUUCCAUCUGCCAAUUACAACCUGCUGAAAUACAUCUGCAAGUUUCUGGACGAGGUGCAGGCACAUGCGAGCGAGAACAAGAUGGGCGUGCAGAAUCUGGCAACCGUGUUCGGACCGAACAUACUCCGCCCCAAAAUGGAGGACCCCGAUCCAGUGGCCAUCAUGGAGGGUACAUCUCUGGUGCAGCACCUGAUGACGGUGUUGAUCAGCGCUCAUGAUCAGCUGUACCCUAGUGCGCCCCCUAGUGCCUCGGAGUGGAGUAGAGAUGACAGGUCGCUGGGCGGAGAUGCUGCUGGUCGUCCGGGGGUACCCAUGCCCUCGGGGGCGGGGCAGGAGGACGCGGCCUCGCUGGUCGGCUGGAUAUCGGAGGAGGAGCUACACGGAUGCCCCGCCUCCACCGACGACACAUCAAGCUGCUCGUCCCUCGACACACACACACACACACCGACCACCGACACACACACACACUCCCCACACACACACACUCCCCCCCCACACACACACACUCCCCCCCUCCCCGGCAGCCCUGGCAGCCAGACACACAGUCCUAUUGCACAGAGGCACUCCGUGGGGGGCGUGGCCUCGGUGGCAGGGGGCGGGAACUGGCUGAUGAACGGCCUAUCGUCCCUGCGGGGCGGGAGGAGGGCGUCGUCAGGAGAGCCAGACCGGCCAAUCAGGGACUCCGGUUCUAGCCACGCCCACAACAGGCUCUCCACCUAUGACAACGUGGCGUCCUGCUCCUCAUUGGCCAGUGGUGGGGCAGGGGGCGUGGCUAGUGGCAGUGAGGACAGCUGUCAUUUGUCCAGCUCAUUCUCUUCACCAUGCCAACAGAGCUCCGCCCCUGUGUCAGAUGCUCCUCCCCCUCAGAGUCAGCAUGGUGACCAGGAGGCCCAGGAUGCUGUGGUUGCUAUGGAGACCAGCCUCAGCAUCAGGACCGCUAGCAACGGCAGCAGCAGCAGCAGCGAUGCUCCACUGGUCACCGUGACAGCAGCAGAGGACACUGACAACAACAUCCCGUCGCUAGGCAUCGACCCAUCGCUAGGCAACGACACAUCGCUAGGCCACGACGUAUCCCUAAACAAUGACCCAUCGCUAGGCAACGACCCGUCGCUAGGCAACCUGGUGUCGGAGCUCAAGGAGGAGCUGAGGAGACAGAAAGCAGCUUAUGAGGCUCGCAUCCAGAAGCUGGAGGAGUGCAGUGCUAUGUUGUGUGAGCAGGUGGAAAAGCUGGAGCUGGAUCUGGAUCGGGAGCGGACGCACCAGCAGCUGCUGCAGAUCAAACUGCGGAACUCGGAACGCGCAAGACACGACGCGGAACAGCGGAACCGGAACCUGGAACAGGAGAUGGAACAGUUCUUCUCAACGCUGGGGAACCUUCGAACCAGCGACAUAUGA